This is a messenger RNA of Musca vetustissima, 1842 nucleotides long. RefSeq names its product gastrula zinc finger protein XlCGF57.1-like. Gene Ontology annotation, molecular function: RNA polymerase II cis-regulatory region sequence-specific DNA binding; zinc ion binding; DNA-binding transcription factor activity. The record is from RefSeq and is a predicted model, not a curated record. The coding region runs from base 1 to 1842 and encodes 613 amino acids. The transcript has 3 exons. Gene Ontology annotation, cellular component: nucleus. Gene Ontology annotation, biological process: regulation of transcription by RNA polymerase II. Lineage: Eukaryota; Metazoa; Arthropoda; Insecta; Diptera; Muscidae.
AUGUCUGCAAUUCUGUUGGGACGCAUUUGUCGUACCUGUCUACUGGAAUCGUCUACAAUGCACAAGCUAUUGGAGCAGGGCGGUGAGCAACAGCUACCCAUAGAGGAGAUGCUGCACAAAACCAUACCAAAUUUCGAAUUACCUGUGGAAGACCUGGACGUCUGUUUGCCUGUGGAAAUCUGUGAGGAGUGUUUGGAAAAAUUGACAAUAGCCUACGAUUUCCAGCAGAUGUGUUUUGCCAGCAACGAGAAAUUGCAAAAUCUCAUUCAGGAACAACAGCACCAUGAUGAGCUGGAAGAUGUAAUAAUGGUUGCACAAGGAGAUGCGGCAAGUGACAAGGAAGAUCAUUUGGAUUUGAGUGGGAAGGAGUCACUAAAACUAGAGCCAGAAGAUGAGUUUGUACAAAAUGCCUUGGAGCGAUUGGUUGCGGCACACAAGGAGGGCGAGGAAGAAAUCCACAGUAUGGAUUUGCUUGAUAAUGGUGAGGAGGAAAAGAAUGCCGAAAUUAAAUUGGAACUUGAGGCAAUGGCAAAUCGUACCAGAGAGGAUUUUGAAGAUUUUCAUAAUGUUGGCGAGGAUGAGGACGACGAUGAUGAAGAAUUUUUCCCUCAAAAUGAUCAUGAUAACGAUACAGACAACAGUGUAAAUGAGGAAGAGGAAGAACAACAACAACAGCAACCCAAGGAAAACCAAAAGACAAGAAGAUACAAAAAACGACGUUCCUCGUGUAACGAAGCCAACGAUAAAGUGUGUCCCCACUGUAACAAGGUUUUCCAGAAACGUAACCUUUUAACACGGCACAUGUCAGUCCACAAUGAGGACUAUGAGUUUGUGUGUGACACCUGUCAAUAUCGUUUUCCCACGGCGAAGCUACUCAAGGUCCACAUAUCAUAUAAACAUAAUCGUGGGGUGACAUUAAGUUUAUCCGGUGGACCCUAUCCAUGCCCAGAUUGUUCGAUGGUAUUUCAACAGACACGAGCAUUGGCUGCCCAUCGGGUUAUUCACGCGGAGCGAGAUUUCAAAUGUCAAGUAUGUGGUGUAAAUUUGAAAACCCUUUCCGCGGUGACACGUCACAUGAAUCACAAACAUCCCGGAGUGCUGCCCUAUAAAUGUGAGCUAUGCGAUCAGGCCUUUCCUGUGGAAUCUCAUUACAAAGAUCAUCUAAAUAUGCACAAGGGCUAUAAGAAGCAUAAAUGUGAACAGUGUGAUAAGAGUUUCCCCAACAGCACUGCCUUAAAAGAUCACGAAAGAUCCCACACCGGAGAAUGCCCCUAUCUCUGUUCCCAUUGUGGUAAAUCCUUUAAAACCUCAAAUAUUCUACGUCAACAUUUGCAACGGCAUGGCGAGAAAAAUUUCCAAUGUCCCGAAUGUCCAAUGCGUUUCUAUGUCAAGGUUAAUUUACAAAAACACAUGUGUACACAUUCCAAGGAAAAGCCAUUUGUAUGCGACACUUGUGGUUCCUCAUUUACGCGCGGGGAUUCCCUAAAGGCCCACCGUUUUAAGCAUACCGGGGAACGGCCAUUUAAAUGUGAGGAAUGUAAUAUGAGUUUUGUUUUCAAACGCCAUUUAUUGCGCCACAAAGUCACCCAUACCGGUGAAAAGAAACACAUGUGUACCUAUUGUGAUCGAGCCUACGCGGCCAGUGGUGAUUUGGUCAAGCAUUUACGUACCCAUUUGGGUGAGAAAACCUAUUUGUGUGACGAAUGUCCGCAGGCAUUUAAAUAUCAUUUGGACUUGCGAGAUCAUAAAAAUCAACAUUAUAAAGAAAAACAUGGCAUGACGGAUGCCGCAAUGCAUGUGGAAGAAGUUGUGGAAUCCAUUGAACCUGAACAUAAUAGUUAA